Papaver somniferum (opium poppy) is the source of this 1920-nucleotide messenger RNA. RefSeq names its product cation/H(+) antiporter 14-like. Lineage: Eukaryota; Viridiplantae; Streptophyta; Magnoliopsida; Ranunculales; Papaveraceae. Gene Ontology annotation, cellular component: membrane; endomembrane system. The transcript has 2 exons. Bases 441 to 1850 code for a protein of 469 amino acids. The record is from RefSeq and is a predicted model, not a curated record. Gene Ontology annotation, molecular function: antiporter activity. Gene Ontology annotation, biological process: proton transmembrane transport; regulation of pH.
AUUAUAAGAAAAACUGUCACGAUGGGACAGAAUAUGAGCGAUUCUCUCGGAUUCGUUCAACUGACACUAUCUUGCUCGUCCUUCUAUGAUACUGCUUGUGCUGUUGCUGACUUGAACCUCCUCAACUCGGAGAUUGGUCGUCUAGGCCUGGCCAUUUCGAUAAUCACUGGAUUGAGCAAUUGGUUUUUUGAUUUUUCACACACCUUAUAUUUAGAAGCCACUCAUUUGAAGCAAAGGACGUUGUUAUUGUCGUGGAUAAGUAAAAUUUUCAUUAUAACUGCCAUUUUAUUCAUUUUACGGCCAGUGAUGUCGUGGAUGAAUAGAAGUACUCCAGAAGGAAGAACUUUGAAGGAAGGUCAUGUUUCUUUCAUCCUUCUUAGCGUUAUGGAAUUUCAUUUUUUAGUCAGUUCAUUGGCAUAGAUCCUUCUCUUGGACCACUUAUGAUUGGGCUAACGGUACCUGUUGGGUCACCUAUAGCAGAAGCUGUUCAGAAAAAGCUCGAGUGCUUCGACACCUUUGUGCUCUUGCCGCCAUCUUACAUAAUAGCAGGUUAUCGCGUACAGCCAUUCAAAGUCAUUUGGGAAAGUUUUGUAGUUGUGGAGAUAAUGAUGUUGCUUGCUUACUCUGCAAAGAUUAUUGUAGUAAUAUCGGCUUCCCUCUACUUUCGGAUGCCUAUAGAGGAUUCCUUGUGUCUCGCUCUCCUUUUAAACUGCGACGGGAUAUUCUACAUGUUGUAUUUAAUGGCCAUGGUUGAAGCAGAGUUGAUGAGUCAACAAACUUACACAAUAAUGAUCUUCACAAAUCUAUUGAUAACAAUGGUAACUACGCCGAUAGUGAAACAUCUAUAUCAUCCUUCGAGGAGGUACGCGGGCUACAAGAGACAAACCAUCCUAAAUUCUGCUGUCAACAGUGAGCUGCGCAUACUGGCUUGUGUUUACAAUCAAGAAAACGUCCCCAGCAUCCUCAAUUUCCUUGAAGCCACUAAUCCAAUUACCAAAGAAAGCUUUGUAUGUAUAUAUGUUUUGCACCUCGUUGAGCUAGUUGGUCGUGCAACUUCCCUCCUCAUUGAACACAGAGAACAAAAGAAAAAACAAUUUACACGAGCCAACAGCCGUAAUUCUUCAGAUAAAAUUAUAAAUGCCUUCCACCAGUUCGAACAACAGAAUGAAGGAUACACAAUAGGGCAAUGUUUCACUGCAAUAUCACCGUUCUCAAGUAUGGAUAACGACGUAUCUCAGAUAGCAAUGAAAAAGAGGACGAAUCUGGUGACCAUACCUUUCAGUGAGUUAGACGAACAUCUUUAUCGGACGGUCAACCGAAAUAUUUUACAAAAACCACCUUGCUCAGUUGGGAUACUCUUUGACCACAAAAAUAGUUCUGGAGCUGCUAUUGAUGUUUCCAUGAGUUUGCAUAAUAUUGCCAUGAUUUAUAUCGGAGGUGCUGAUGAUCGAGAGGCACUAGCAUAUAGUAUGAGAAUGGCAGAUAAGCCCAAUUUACAACUCUCUGUUUUUCGAUUCACGCAUAUAAAGCCAAACCAAAAUGCAAAAAAAAAAGAUGAUGAAUUGAUAGGUUAUUUAUGGGACAAAAUUAUGAACACCGAAAACAUUGUUUACAAGGAAGAAGAUGUAACAGAUUGUGCAGAUACAGCAAGUAGAAUCAAAUGCCUGGAAGACUCUUACGACUUCAUAAUUGUUGGGAGACGACAUGAUAGUAGCUCACCAAUUUUGCAUGGACUUGAUGAAUGGUGUGUUUUCAAAGAACUUGGUGUGAUUGGAGAUCUUUUCCGUUUUGGUAAUGCAACAGUAGGCGUUUGUAGAAAAAUUAUUUGUCGAUAUACAAGUACCAACUGAGGAUGAGGAGGAUGUUUAGUAUAGUCAUCUGCACUUUUGAUUAUGACGUAUGUUGAUGUAAAUGGUUCUA